Messenger RNA from Drosophila serrata, 271 nucleotides. RefSeq names its product protein crooked neck-like. The record is from RefSeq and is a predicted model, not a curated record. NCBI's taxonomy places the organism in Eukaryota, Metazoa, Arthropoda, Insecta, Diptera, Drosophilidae.
UUAUUUUAUAAUUAAGUAAGAAUAGAAAUACAUAAGCUAUGGAGCGGCCCCAAAAGAUGGCCAAGGUGAACAACAUGGCUCCAGCGGAGGUGCAGAUAACGGUAAAGCAGCUGCUCCGUGAGGCCAAGGAACGGGACUUGGAGAUUCAGGCCCAACAGCAGCAGCAGCAGCAAGUGACCGCCCAGAAAAAGCAGGCGGCGGCGCAGGCUCAGCAGCAACAGAAGGAACAGCAGCAGCAGCAGCAGCAGCAAGUGGUUCAAUCCUAGGCGCA